Molecule: messenger RNA, 1021 nt
Organism: Misgurnus anguillicaudatus (oriental weatherfish)
Lineage: Eukaryota; Metazoa; Chordata; Actinopteri; Cypriniformes; Cobitidae
Source: RefSeq, a predicted model, not a curated record
GAUGUGCAUGAGUGCCUAAUACCGCCACAUCAGUAGAUGGCGCUGGAGCCCUGCGGUACAUUGCAUAGAUUCACCGUCUUCCGACGAAAAAUACACUAAACGGGCAGAUCAAAGAAUUUUGUUCUUUAUCUCUAAAAGAUUUUUACAGAGUUACACUAAAGAUGGAGAUUGUUAUUAAAGACGACAUGGAUCCAGAACCCAGCAAGACUGAACAUGAAGAUCCUGAGGGGAAAAGUGAUCGUAUGGAGGACAGUGAAGAUCUCACUGUGGUGAAGGAAGAACAAAGUGAAGAAAAAUCCCAGACUGACAACAACAGUUCCUCACAAAGCAAAAUCCAAGAAAAGGAAUCCAAAAAGAAGCAGAAAAGACCUUGCAAUGAAGAAAAGCCUUAUUCAUGCCUUUUGUGUACAAAGAAAUUCAAGAGUUUGUCCAGUCUGGAUUAUCACAUGCCCCUUCACUCUGGAGAAAGGCCGUUUGAUUGUGAUAAAUGUGGCAAAAAAUUUGUUUCAUUAAAUGCUCUGGAGUCACACAUAACAAAUCAUGAACGCCCUUGCUUGUGUCCUGUAUGUGGCAAGACGUUUUCACGAGAAGACCAAUUAAGAGUUCACCAGACAAUUCAUACUGGCGUGAAAGAUCACGUGUGUCAGGUGUGUGAUAAGAGCUUUCGAUUGGCCAGAGGAUUGGUAAGGCACAAACAACGGAUUCACAUGGGAGAAAAACCUUUCAAGUGCUCACAUUGUGAGAAGUGUUUUUCAGAAAGAGGUAAUUUGAAGGUGCAUGAGAGAUGCCAUACUGGGGAGAAGCCACACCAAUGCAUUGUAUGUGAGAAGAGAUUCAACCAAUUAUAUCAAUUACAAUCUCAUAUGAAAUCCUGGCACAUUGAAAGUACUGACGGCUUUGAAAACUAGUUUCCUUGUUAAAAGUUUACCCAUUCAACAACUCAUUAUUUUUACUGUACACUUUGCUAAUUCUAUGCACAUGUGUGUGAUGUCACCAAUAAAGCCUGUGCUUCAGAAUCAGA